UUUGUUUUAUUUAAAGGUAUACUUUCGGAAACUGUCAAGAACCUUUACCACAAUCUGUUUUCUUAGUCGAAAAAAUACUUCGGGACCAGAUGAAUAAAUUGCUUUAUAAAGCGACUGAGGCUGCACUCAUGCGUGGAGGACAUAACAUAUCAUAUGAAGAUCUUCUUUUCGUUAUACGGAGGAACAGAAUUGUCGUGAAGCGUUUGUUGCAGUAUCUAGAGAUUGUGGAUAUGAAGGCUAUUCUUUACAGGAGAGCUAAAUUGAAUUUAGAUACGGCAUAUCCUGGUCAUCUGCCAAGGGGCUUAAGAGUGAAAGUUUGCCUGGCUUUUCUUGACUACCUGGAUGAAUCUGGUGCAUUAGGAUCUGUUCUUGAUGAAUAUGUUGAUGAUCCUGUUGUCAAUGAAAGAAUGUUGGUUUGUAAUCUUCCUUAUAUUACAUCAUAUAAUUUGGAAUAUUUUUAAAUUAUUGCUCUGAAUAAUAUUAAAUUAAUAAGCCAAACGCUACUUAUAGUUAAAAGAAAAUAAGCUUAAAGUGCUGUCCUUUAAAGUGAUUAAAGUUACAGGCAUCUCCUUUAAUCAUUUCUUCU
Molecule: messenger RNA, 586 nt
Organism: Stegodyphus dumicola
Lineage: Eukaryota; Metazoa; Arthropoda; Arachnida; Araneae; Eresidae
Biological process (GO): transcription by RNA polymerase II
Molecular function (GO): transcription coactivator activity; protein heterodimerization activity
Source: RefSeq, a predicted model, not a curated record